GAAAUUUACCGUUUUGUUGAAAAACUAAUGGGGAAAAGUUUUCUAAACUUUUCCACUGCGAAAACAUAAUUUGUUCUGGUGGGAAUUAUUGCAUUGCGCUAGAAAGGUAUAAAUACUGACAAAUCAAGGAGCUUACUUCAGUUGCGGAUAAUUGUGAACUGCGAAUAUUGUGCAUAGAGAGAUUCAACUCCAGCAAUGAUUUUCGAAUAUAUCAGAGAACCAGAUGGGGAAAAUCUGCUUGCAGCCCGAGACGGCUACAAAUACGUCGAUGAUAUUAUAGUCUUCUUGGGCUGGGCCUCGGUCGAGGGGCGUGGCUACAUAUAUCGUCGAUUAUAUAGACUGUAUACGGUUUUGGUCGUCAUUUUCAGUCUAUAUGUUCCCGUUCUAUUCGUAAUGUCGCUUAUGUGGACCAUUGAUAUCUCCCAUGCCGAUACUCUGUUCACCACGCUCGAGGUGUUCUUCAACGGCCCCUCCUAUACGAUCAAGUCGUGCAUAAUGCUCCACAACAGAUGGCGUGUGGACAAGGCCAAGGACAUGUUGGACGUGAUGAGCGAGCGUAUGGUGACAUACGAAGAGCGGGUGAAACUUCAUCGAUUGGCCGUCAGCUCCAAUUACAUAACAAUUACAUAUCGGAUUGUAUACAUGGUACCAACGACACUGAAUUUAAUCCAUAGCCUCUACAAGGGAUAUCCGCCUCUAAAUUUGUAUAAUCCAUUUGUGGACUGGCAUAAGGAUACGCUCAGUCUGUGGAUCGCAGCAUUUUGCGACUAUCUCCUACAGAUCUUUGCGGUCCAUGUCUUCAUAGGCUCAGAUUCUAUGCUUCUGAUAUUCGGGUCGACUAUGCGAUCCUAUACACAAUGGCUGAAAGACCGGAUCGAAGAAUUGCGCAAUAAUCCCGAAAUGACUGAGGAUGAGAACUACCAGCAACUUGUUCAAUGCAUCAAGGAUCAUAAGCUUCUUGUGGAUUACAGCGAGAACAUGCGUCCUCUGCUAUCUCGUACCUUGUUUGUUCAGUAUUGCACAGCAUCCUUGGUGAUGGCAUCAUCACUAAUUCAUUUGGUAGCUUUUGCGGAUUUGGUCUCGGGCAUUACAACCACCAUUUAUAUGGUCUCAGCUUUGUUUCAAACUUUUCCAAUAUCGUACAUCUGCGAGCAGUUAGUUGAUGACUGUGAACUACUAUCGAUGGCUAUAUUUCAUUCGAAUUGGAGGGGUGCGACCGGCGCCUACACUUCGGCCCUUAAGUAUUUCAUUCACAGGACCCAGCAACCAAUCCAAUUUAUAGCUGGCGGCGUAUUCCCCAUAUGCCUGAACGUAAAUAUUCAAGUGGCUAAAUUUGCAUUCACUUUGACAACAUUUGUUCAACAGAUGAGCGUAUUUGAAAACUUUGAACGUUGAAUUACCGAAAGAGCCGUGUGUUAGAAGUCAUAUCUAAAUAAACAUAUAUCCUUGACUCAUAAAUGA
Messenger RNA from Drosophila navojoa, 1461 nucleotides. Its product is annotated as odorant receptor 42b. Gene Ontology annotation, cellular component: plasma membrane. Gene Ontology annotation, molecular function: odorant binding; olfactory receptor activity. The record is from RefSeq and is a predicted model, not a curated record. Gene Ontology annotation, biological process: detection of chemical stimulus involved in sensory perception of smell; sensory perception of smell. NCBI's taxonomy places the organism in Eukaryota, Metazoa, Arthropoda, Insecta, Diptera, Drosophilidae.